Messenger RNA from Moesziomyces antarcticus, 2259 nucleotides. Its product is annotated as FAD monooxygenase. Lineage: Eukaryota; Fungi; Basidiomycota; Ustilaginomycetes; Ustilaginales; Ustilaginaceae. Gene Ontology annotation, molecular function: FAD binding. The coding region runs from base 1 to 2259 and encodes 752 amino acids. The record is from RefSeq and is a predicted model, not a curated record. The transcript has a single exon.
AUGGUGCAUCCCGCAGGUGCAAACAAUGGCGAUGCGACGACCUCGAUCAAGGAGUCGCACUGCGACGUGCUCAUCAUCGGUGCAGGACCCGCUGGGUUGAUGGCAGCCAACUGGCUUGCGGUGCAAGGCCUCGGCGCAUCAGUGCGCAUCAUCGACAAGCGCAGCGACAAGAUUUUUACGGGCCAGGCCGACGGGCUGCAGUGCCGCACGCUCGAGAUCCUGCACAGCUUCGGGCUGGGCGAGGACAUCUGGCGCCAGAGCAACCGCAUGAUCGAGAUGCGCUUCUGGAAUCCUGGCGCCGACGGAAAGCUGCAGCGCACAGGUAGUGUGCCUGAUACCAUCCCGGGCAUUUCGCGAUGGCAGCAGUGUGUGCUGCACCAGGGUCGCAUUGAAAAGUCUUUUCUCGACAGUAUCCAUCGCCACUCGGAUGGCAAACUCGCCGUAGAGCGUGCAGUGCUGCCCGAGUCGCUCAGCAUCGACAAGGCCUCCGUAGACAAUCCUGAAGCCUAUCCUGUAACAGUCGAGGUGCGCAAGCUGUCCGAAGAAGAAGCCACACCCACGCAGAUGGGCAACAGCGUGCCCAACGGUCUCUUCCGCUCUUCACUUGCUCCGGACGAUACACCUUCAGGCGCGGCGGGGACGGGCGAUCGCGAACGCAUCCAUGCCAAGUACGUGAUCGGGUGCGACGGCGCCCACUCCUGGACACGGCGUCAGAUGGGCAGCAAGAUGGAGGGCGACCAGACGUCGUUCAUCUGGGGCGUACUUGAUGCCGUGCCCAUCACCAACUUCCCGGACGUGCGCAAUCGGUGUGCAAUCCACUCGGUCGACUCGGGCAGCAUGAUGAUCAUUCCGCGCGAAGACGGGCUGGUGCGAUUCUACAUCCAGGUCUCGGAACUCAACCGCGGCGUGGACAGGCACAGCAUCACGCCCGAGAUGAUCCUCGCCACGGCCAAGGCGAUCAUCGCGCCGUACACGCUCGACAUUGGCGAGGGCGAUUUGGACUGGUGGACGGCGUACGUGAUCGGGCAGCGUACGGCGGACCGAUUCGCGCUGCACGAUCGUGUGUUUAUCGCAGGAGACGCCUGCCAUACGCACUCGCCCAAGGCGGGUCAGGGCAUGAACACCUCCAUGCAGGACACGUACAACCUGGCGUGGAAGGUGGCAGCUGCCGUCAAGGGUGUCUCGCCCCGAAGCGUACUGGCGACGUACGAGAUGGAGCGCAAGCAGAUCGCACAGGACCUCAUCACCUUUGACCACAGGUUCAGCAGGCUCUUUAGCGGCAAGCCGGCCAAGGACGAGGCUGAUGCAGCAGGCAUCUCGAUGGCCGAGUUCCAGGACGCCUUUCUCAAGGGGAACAGGUUUGCCUCUGGGCUCUCGGUCGAUUACCAGCGGUCCCUGCUCACAGUCAAACCGGAAAGCAGCAGCAAGACUACUGUUGAUGGUGGUGAGGUUGUUGCCCAUGCUGCGGUGGUUGCCCCUGCAGACGGGGUGGCGAGUGAUCCGAGUCUGUCAGCAGAAGACGCGGGGGAGACACGUAUCGAUGUCGGGAAGCGAUUCAACACGGCGCAGGUGGUGUGUCAUGCCACGGCGCUGCCGUACGAGCUUGCCGACUGGAUCCUCUCCGACGGUCGAUGGCGAGUCGUCUACUUUUGUGGCGACGUUCGCGAGUCCAUCUGCGCGCGCGAGAUGCAGCAACUGGGCGACUACCUCUCGAGCGACCUCUUGCCUCGAUUCACUCCAGCCGAGCAAGAUGUUGAUUCGGUCAUCGAGGUGCUCACGGUUGCCGCCACACCGCGUGCCGAGUGCGAGCUGGCCGACUUCCACCCCGCGCUGCGUCCGCACACUACCAAGCACCACCGCAAGACGGCGGAUGGGAGGUAUAACACAUCGCAGGACUACCACAAGGUGUUUGUCGACGACACCACCUACCACCAGGGUCACGGGCGUGCAUACGAAAAGUACGGAGUUGCAACGCAGUACGGUACGAUGGUGGUGAUCAGGCCCGAUGGAUACGUGUCGCUGCUGAUGCGCGCCAGUGACCACGCUCAGCUAGGCGCGUUCUUUGAGAAGGUCUUGUUGCCCGCUGCAAGCCACAAGCCGCACCAGCACACGAGGGUCAAGCGCACCACACCCGCCCUGAUGCUCACUCCUCAGUCUAAGGCGCAGGUGCCUCCGAGAAAGGACGGCAGAAGCACGCUCGACCUCGCCCACUCGCUCAAGACUACACAAGGAAAUGCAGCGCCCGGCGCAGCAAUGUAG